This is a messenger RNA of Arvicola amphibius (Eurasian water vole), 5386 nucleotides long. RefSeq names its product zinc finger protein 709-like. Gene Ontology annotation, molecular function: RNA polymerase II cis-regulatory region sequence-specific DNA binding; DNA-binding transcription repressor activity, RNA polymerase II-specific. Gene Ontology annotation, biological process: negative regulation of transcription by RNA polymerase II. The coding region runs from base 107 to 1666 and encodes 519 amino acids. The record is from RefSeq and is a predicted model, not a curated record. The transcript is spliced from 4 exons. Gene Ontology annotation, cellular component: nucleus. NCBI's taxonomy places the organism in Eukaryota, Metazoa, Chordata, Mammalia, Rodentia, Cricetidae.
CAUACUGUGGGCUUGGCGUCGCGGCCGAGGGACGUACGCUGUGUGGCAUCGUGAGCCCCGCCGCCGGGAGCUGAGAGGAGCCUCGGGCGACUCUGGAAGCCGCGCCAUGGAUCUGGUAAGCUUUGAGGACGUGGCUGUGCACUUCACCCAGGAAGAGUGGGCUUUGCUGGAUCCUUCCCAGAGGAGUCUGUACAGAGAUGUGAUGCUGGAGACCUGCAGGAACCUCGCUGCCGUAGGGUAUAUAUGGGAAGAACAGAAUAUUGAAGACUGCAAAAAUUUUGGAAGAUAUGAAAGGCACAUCAUGUCUCACUCGGAGUAUACUCCAUAUGAGCAUGAGGACCAUGCAAGCAAGCCCUAUGAUUCCAGUUCUCUCACAAAUAUCCAAAGAUAUGUGGGUGCUCACACUGUGAAUGGACCUUGUGAAUGUGAGGUAUGUUUAAAAUCCCUUGGUUUUACAAGUACAUUUGGAAUGUAUCACCAAACUCAGAGUGGAGAAAACUUCUGUGACUACAAGGAAUGUGGAAAGCCUUCAGUUUAUCCUAGCUCACUUUACACACACGGAGGAACUCACAUUGUAAAGAAGUGCUAUGAGUGUAACCAGUGUGGGAAAGCUCUGAGUUCUUCCAGUUCCCUUCAAAGGCAUGAGAGAAUUCACACAGGAGAAAGACCCUAUAAAUGUAACCAGUGUGGGAAAGCUCUGAGUUCUUCCACUUCACUUCAAAGGCAUGAGAGAAUUCACACAGGAGAAAGACCCUAUAAAUGUAACCAGUGUGGGAAAGCCUUUAGAUGUCACAGUGCCCUUCAAUUACACGAAAGAAUCCAUACUGGUGAGAAGCCCUAUGAGUGCCAGCAGUGUGGGAAAGCCUUUACAUGUCACAGUUAUCUUCGAUUACAUGAAAGGACUCAUACUGGAGAGAAACCCUAUGAGUGUAAGCAGUGUGGGAAAGCCUUCAGAUGUCAAACUUCCUAUCAUAGACAUAAAAUUAUUCAUGGUGGAGAAACAUUCUAUGAAUGUAAACAAUGUAGUAGGCUCUUCAUUUACCCCUCUUUACUUCAGAUGCACGAAAGAACCCACACUAGUGAAAGACCAUAUAAAUGUAAAGACUGUGGUAAGUCGUUCCUCUACCCUUCUUUACUUCAAAUGCAUGAAAGAACCCAUACUGGUGAAAAGCCCUAUGAAUGUAAACAAUGUGGUACAGCCUUUAGACAUCACUCUUCCCUUCGACUGCACGAAAGAACUCACACGGGAGAAAAGCCCUAUGAAUGUCCACAGUGUGGGAAAGCCUUUACUCGUCAUACUUCCCUUCGAUUACAUGAAAUAACUCACACCGGAGAGAAACCUUAUAAAUGUAAAGAAUGUGGAAAAGCCUUUAGACAUCACUCUUCCCUUCGGUUGCACGGAAGAAUUCAUAGUGGAGAGAAACCCUAUGAAUGUAAACAAUGUGAUAAAGCCUUUAUACGGUACAGUUACCUUCGAUUACAUGAAAGAACACACACAGGAGAAAAACCUUAUGAAUGCAAGCAAUGUGGGAAAGCCUUCAGCCGCCACAGUUCCUUUCAGAGACAUAAAUCUAUUCAUGCUGUGGAAAACCCCUAUGAAUGUCAGCAGUAUCUAAUUCCUUUAUCACUGUUUCCUCCAAAUACAUCAGAUAACUCAUAUUGGUGAAAAACACUAUGAUGUGAACAGUGUGUUAAAAUGUUUAUCCUUAUCCACUUAAAACACAUGUAAGAACUGAAGAUGUCACAUGAUAAGCCUUAUCCACAUAAAUGAUAUGGUUUAGACUUUAAAUGCACUAAGGAAUUCAUGCUAGGUAUAGUUUCUACAAAUGUGCAGUAUGUGGUAAGUCCUUUCACAGAAACAAAUUAAUUCAUGCUGGGGAAAUGCCUUAUGAAUGGAAACGAUAUGGUCAGUCUUUUAUCCUUGUUUGCUUCAACCACGUGAAAGAAGUUAAAAUGCCGUGAGUGUUGGCAGUGAGCUGGAGCCUUCAGGAGAUGCAGGUCCCUUUGUUAACAUGAAAGACUCUUACUGGAGGGAAAGAAACCGCAUGAUGUUUAGAUGUCAUUGCUCCCAUAGAUUCUGUGAAUGGACUACUGGAAACAAUUCUGUGAGUGAGAGCAAACCUGUGACACCUUUAAGCUCACAGUUCCUUUCAAAGGUGUAUAAUGAUUGAUGGUGGGACAAAGCCUUAUACAUGUAAAAAGUAUGGUAAGUUUCUGGUUGCUUGGAGAGGGACAGGCAUUUUUUGUUGGUAGUGUAGCUACCUGUAAGUUGCCUGUGUUCAAUAAGCCCAAUUAAAUUCAGUGGUUCCCCAGGCUGCACUUGGAUGGAAUCAUUGCCUUGUUUCUAUCCUCGGUGCCCUUGCUUGUUCAACAUGUGUCCAGAAAAUGUUCACAUAAUACUUCGUACCCAAAUGUGGUGCUCAGUGGAACCAAAGAUGAGUUUGAGAGGAGCACUUGUCUUUCUCUGCUAUGGGUGAUGAGACAUGGCCCUGAACAGGGCGGAUCAUCUGCAGUUGAUUAUGAAGCGGCUAUCUUUUCAAUAUGCUGUGGAACAGUGUGCCGCCUUAUUGCAGUACCAAUUGCAUUGUUUGUACGGCGUGACUCCUGUAGUAUGGAGCGCUCCACUUCUGUGACAGAUGAGCUUUGCCACAUGGAACCCCCCCACCACAGCUGUCAAGUUCAAGAGUGUAUUACAGUUCCUGCAAGUAGCACAGACGGAACCAAAUUAAGUAGGCAUCAGGUGCACGGCCCUUGCAUUGGGUAAGAAGACAUGCAAAUAAGCCUUAGCUGUCUACUAGCAUGAACUUGCCCUUUGAUGGAGGGAUUGCUUUGAGAAAGAGAUAUGCAGAUGCUGUCCAUUGUAUUGUCCUUCAGAUUGGCAGGAAAACUAAGGAAGGAGGGUAGGAGGGAGGAUGGGAAUAAAUGAGCUGCAGCUGCCAGCUUCCAGCUUUUUACAUCUGGAGAUGGCAUAAGGGGAACAAAUGAAAAGUUCUGUCUGCUGAGUGGUCCCUUUGGGAUCCGAAAGUGUGAAGCCUGUAUAAAGUUUUGACCAGUGAGGGAGAGAAGUAGAAGUGAUAAUGUUCCCCUUCGGCCUGACCUUUUUUACUACAGAAAAAGUAGGAGCGCAGUGGCCCAGCUUCUGUAUGGAGGACUAAACAGUGGCCCAGUAAAAGGAGUUGUGAUAAUCAGUAAAUAUUCUUUUUUUGGAAUAAUGAAGAAAGAUUUGAUAAAGCACUGCCGCUGAAAAGUCCAAGCUUUCCCUGGAGUUGUUUCUGCAGAAUAAGUUGUAUACUGUCCUGCAAAAAAGGAUGCUUGUGUAUAACUUGUUUGCUCAGCUCAGGGACCUCUCAGCAGCUAGGGGCAUCCCCUGAAGAGGCAGCAGUGUGCUACAACGUGGGCCUAGAGGCUGUCAGACCCAGGGAGUCCACGGGAAUACAGCAAAUGAGCGUGUCUGGGCUUCCCCUUGGCUCCUACACCAGUUAGAGAAUAAGAACCAGCUCUUUCCCCACCAAGGCUGCAUGCAGGAUGAGGGUGCAGACGGCUCAUGAAGAACAGUGGUUCAGGGUAGGGUGCAACCUCCCAAUGCAACACUGCAUCCAGUACUGAUUUUGAUUUAUUUAUUUAUUUUUUUUCUUGAGGCAAGUUUUUAGGUAGCCCAGACUGGCCUCAAAUUGACUAUAUAGUUGGGGAUAAUCUUGGAAGUCCCGAUCCUCCUGCCUCCUCUUUCUAAAUACUGGGGUUGCAUGCAUGAGUCACCCCAUCUGGUUUCCUGUGCUUUGAAACAGUCCCAGGCUUCAUGCAUGCACUCUCCACUGUGCUAUGUCCUCAGGUCAACACUGAGGAAACAUGUGGUACAGAAUCUUCAUUGAUCUUUUUAACAUUUGUUUAUUGCCCUCUUAACUCCUCAUGACUCCCCAGUCCAGCUGGCACUUGUUUGAUCCUCCAGUGAUCCCGAGACCCCUAUGUAAAAUAGGUUUCUUUCAUUCACGGCUGACAUAACGCUAGCCUGCGAAUGUUCCACAGAUUUAGAAAAGCAUCUGUGUGAGCUAAAAGAAUGACGAUCAGAAGUGGGCAGUACACAUACAUGUGCGCAGGGCAGGCACAUGGGAAAUUCUUGUGAUGCUAUGUUUGGGUAAGACACAUGUGAUACAAAAUAAGGAGAGUGAGGGAAAUCUUUCGUAGCCAAUGGCUGACGUUAAGCAUUACAAGAACAGUUGAGGAGCUUCAAUGAAGGUACCCUGUGUGCGUGGGCAGAGAUUUUCAGAGCAUAGACUCCUCAGUGACGAUGCAGUGUGGGGUGGGCUACUUCUCCAAGAGAUGCCCCAGAAGUCCCUAGACAGUACUGGCUAUUGCCAAUGCUAUUAGUUGUCCCUAGAACUAGAGUUAAUACUGUUCCUGAAGACACCACAUGCUUUGGUUGCUGAAUGUGGAGAAAACAAGCUGAAGCUGAGUGGAAGCAUCCUUCUUGCUGGCCAGCCUUUAGAGGACCUGGAGGUGCAGGCCACAAUGAAACACUUUCAGCUCCAAACCCUAUAUGUUACUAAAAUGGCAAGCAAGCUGUGCCUACUAGGGCUGGUGAGAUGGCCUAGCUGGUGAAGGUGCUUGCUGUCAAGACUGGCAACUUGAGUUAGAUCUCAGAACCCAUGUGAUGGAAAGAGAACUAAAUCCUGCAAGUUGUCUUCUGACUUCCUCAUUCAUGCUGUGGUAUGUAUCUUCCUUGUACAAUAUAGAAAUAAAUGUCAUAGGCUCUACGACUAUAGUGGCAUGACUUAAUGAGAGUGGCCAAAUGCUGCAAGGGUCAAUUCACAUCUCUAAGACCCAUCCACAGGCUACGGCUAGAGAGUCAUAGGCCCUGGUGGUAAAGCUAUUGGUGUUUGCCUCAACGGGUAUAUUUCUGUGAAAUGACUGUAUCGGGUUCUGUGUUUAAUGCUUGUAGACUAUUGCUCCAGUCAGUUUUUGGAAAGAGAAGCUCCUUUUUGCUGUAGGCAAUAGUUACUGAUGAGAUUUAUCACCCUUUUCUAGGCUUGGCACAUUCUGAAAAAGGGGAUACCAGAGGAAGGGAUGGCAUGUUUUGGAAUGCUGUCCUUUGAGCAUGCCAUUGUCCUUCUUGAAAUUUCAGUACCUUUGAUAACCUGCGGGAGGUCCACACAAGAUUGCCUUUCGUAUCCAUGUGGCAGGAUGGGCAUGGGAGCCCUGGCACCUUCCCUGACGAUACAGGCAGUUAAUAUUCACUACAGGGAGGGAUCCGGAGACCUUUGUGUCUCCCUGAAUAUAUAUACAUAUAUAUAUAAAGAUUUAUUUAUUUAUUAUGUACACAGUGUUCUGCCUCCAUGUAUGCCCACAUGCCAGAAGAGGGCACCAGAUAUUGUUACAGAUGGUUGUGAGC